Molecule: messenger RNA, 3659 nt
Organism: Chenopodium quinoa (quinoa)
Lineage: Eukaryota; Viridiplantae; Streptophyta; Magnoliopsida; Caryophyllales; Amaranthaceae
Product: wall-associated receptor kinase-like 8
Exons: 3
Coding region: 1060-3393 (777 amino acids)
Biological process (GO): protein phosphorylation; cell surface receptor signaling pathway
Cellular component (GO): plasma membrane
Molecular function (GO): protein serine/threonine kinase activity; polysaccharide binding; calcium ion binding
Source: RefSeq, a predicted model, not a curated record
UCCAUGUUUUUUGAGAAAUUUUGGAGGUUUCUGGGGCCGUUAUCGAAAAACCUUAGGAUUUUAAGGGAUACAUCUCGGGUCAUAUAAUGUCGUUCGAAACCAUAUAUUAUCAUUAUAUGUUGUCAUAAAUGUUCGUGGUAGAGUUGAAUUAAUGAAAUCGGUGCAAGUUAUAAAUCCAUAAUUUUUUUUUUUGAAAAUUCAUUUCGAUGCUACUUCAACUCAACGUACUACCAAUUUCCUUCUCUUCAUAUUUAUUCAUGACCAUUACCACUUGCACUGACUAGUUAGUUGAAAAUGACGAAGGAAAGUGAUACGGUGAAUGACUUUUCUUUUCUUUUUUUUUUUUUUUUUGGGUGGGUGGGGGUUGGGAGUCAAGGAAAAGGAAAACUAUUCCGAUAUGAAAUUCAAGAUAUUUCUAUCAAAUUUUAGCACAAGAAAACACAGGGGAUGCCCAGUUAAUCUCUUUGAUUGUUGUAGUUUGUCAAUCUAUUUCGCCAAUUCAGCAUUUUUUUUUUUUUUUUGGAUUAAAACAGGUUGUCGAAAAAAGAAUAAUUAAUUUGCAGAAUUAUUGGGAUAUAUGGCAAAUUUGCAAUCUUCAACUCCUGAUGUUGAAGUGUUGUUGUCUUGUUGAUGAUUUUGUCUUAAAACAUGCUAAUUAUUUAUAAUAUUAGUGAUGAGUGUAAUGUGAUGAGUCCUGAUGACUUAAUAUUACUUAUAUAUUAGUAUUUUGUAAUUGAAACAUUGCUUUUUAUUUUAUAUUUGGAGUGUAACGUGACGACUUAUUAUUAUUUAUAAUUAUAAUCUACGCAUUAUUAUUUUGUAAUUGAUAUUUUACACAGGCCCCCAUUUUAAGAUAUUGACAUAUUGUACAGGGCCCCAAAUAAAUUUUCUUGCCCCGCCCCUACCAAUAAUUAUCUGGAUAUUUUAAAUCAAGUGUAUUCCAGCCACAAAUGCAUUUCAACACCAUUAGACUAUUCUACGUACACUUAGACUCACCCCACAUAAAAAAGUCUUUUGCUAGUAGUGCUGUAAUUUACUUUGAGUUGCAAUUUUGUAAACAUGCAUCUUUCAUGGCUUCUCCUCUUACUCUCUUCAAUGGGUGCUAUCACAGUGUUGGUCGGAACCAACACUGUGAUAACACCCAAAAACAUGCUCACAACAACAAACACAACCAAACCCGGUUGCCAACGGAAAUGUGGCAACUUAACCAUCCCAUACCCCUUUGGCAUCGGUCAAAAUUGCUACUUGCAAGGCUCAUUCGGUAUCAUAUGCAACACUUCCUACAACCCUCCUAGAGCCUUCCCUGUAAUACCCUAUAGCGAUUUUGACAUCUUAGAUAUUACCGAGACUCAAAUAAUGAUCAGGACUACAAUUAUAGCCUCGCGUUGCCAAAAUUCGCAGGGGAAUGUAACCUUUGAGACAGGGAACUUAGAUAUGUGGGGUUCUCCUUUUACCAUCUCAAACACUGCAAACAAGCUCACUGUCAUUGGCUGUAAUAAUUACGCGGUAUUUAGUGGUUCCGGAGACACUGCAGAGAGCUACCAAAGGACUGGUUGCAUUUCAUUGUGUAGUAUUGAAACUGAGCCUGUUCCGGGUCAUUGUCCUGGAUUAGGAUGCUGCCAGGAUUCCGUUCCAUUUGGCUGGCAAGGGUUCACAAUAAGUCUUUUCGGAGUUGAAGAUGAACAAGGAGUUAAUUCAAUAGCCAGAUUCUUAUCUAAUCAGUCUUGUAGCUAUGCUUUCUAUGCUGAAAAAGGCAGCUUCAUCUUCGGUGGGGCUUCUGACUUGACACUGAAUAAUUUUGAUGUUGUUCGAAACAGAAUUAUGAAGCAACUUAAUAUGGUUCUCGAUUGGAACAUAAAACUCAAUACUUCCUGCAAAAUGGUGAAGAUGAGCAAUUCUAGUAUUAAUCCUUAUCUUUGUCAGUCAAAUACUAGAUGUAUUGAUACAGAGGAGGGAGGAUAUCGCUGCAGCUGCCUUCCUGGAUACGAGGGGAAUCCUUAUCUUAAGCCCGGUUGCACAGACAUCAAUGAGUGCAUUGCUGGUCCAAACAAUCCGUGUACCAUGGCUUGUGUUAACUCUCCGGGGAGUUACAAAUGCUCCUGUCCUCGUGGCUAUACUGGAGAUGGAUUAAAAUCCGGUAUUGGUUGUGUAAGGAUUAUUGAUAAGAGCUCAUCAGCCCUCAAUAAGUUCACUCUUGGACUAGGCAUAUCCUUGGGAAUAAUAAUUUUGCUCAUUGUUGCUUGGUGGUUUUCUACUAUAAUAAAAAGAAGAAGAAUCAUUAAGCAAAAGGCUAUAAAUUUUGAGCGAAAUGGUGGGUUACUAUUGCAACAACAAAUGGCUGCUGAUGAAAGUGUUGUGGCAGCAAUAAAAAUCUUCACCGUCGAAGAGUUAGAAAGAGCCACUGACCACUUCAUUGAGGAUAGAAUCCUCGGAAAGGGCGGCCAAGGUACAGUUUACAAGGGAAUGCUGAGUGAAGGAAGGAUUGUUGCCAUAAAAAUGUGCAAAGUUAUUGUUGAUCAAAAUCAGUGUGGAGAUUUUGUCAAUGAAGUCAUCAUAUUAUCAAAUAUUAAUCAUAGGAAUGUAGUGAAGUUAUUAGGAUGUUGUUUGGAACAUGAGGCCCCAUUACAAGUGUUUGAGUUUAUACCAAAUGGAACUCUGGAUCAUCAUAUUCAUAGUCCAAUCUCUGAAUUUCUAAUCACUUGGAGAAUGCGGUUGCAAAUUGCUUCCGAUUUAGCUGGAGCACUUUCUUAUUUACAUUCAUCGUCUUCUAUUCCUAUCUUCCAUAGAGACAUCAAAUCUUCCAACAUACUAUUGGAUGACAAAUACAGGGCAAAGUUAUCAGAUUUUGGGACUUCAAAGUCAGUUGCUAUAGAUCAAACCCAUGCAACUACUCGUGUUAUGGGAACAUUUGGUUAUUUGGAUCCAGAGUACUAUCUAUUAGGCCAGUAUACUGAAAAGAGUGAUGUUUAUAGUUUCGGGGUAGUUUUGGUUGAGCUUUUAACAGGACAAAAGGCAAUACGAAGUACACUAGAAGAAGAGAAAAGCUUGACAUCAUGGUUUCUUUCCCACAUGGAAAACUCUCGUUUACUUGAUAUCAUUGAUUCCCAAGUCGUGAAAGAGACUUCCAAGGAAGAAUUCCUCAUUAUUGCUGAAAUAGCAAAUCGUUGUCUGAACCUAGACAGAAACAGAAGACCCACCAUGAAAGAAGUUCUACUAGAGAUUGAGGCAGUGUUGUCACUUCAUUUGCCCCACGCAAACGAGCAAAUCGAGCCAAAAUCAAGGCAAAUGUUCAGUGAAACAAGUAAUGGUGUUUUUUUUAGUCCUAGCACUUUUUACUUGGAAAAUAGCUCUUCAAGCUCUGCUGAUGUAUCUUUACUAAACAACCCAAGGUGAUUCGGUUUAACACUGAUGAAUUACUACUCUUAUGUAUUUCCCUCAACAUUAUGCGCCUACAAUUACUAACUCCCAAAUUACAAUCUCUUCUCCAAGCUUUCCGUAAGUAGGUUCUUUUUAUGCUUACAUGAAUUAAUAGCUCCAACUGUGGGAAGUAUAUUAUAUCUUUAUCUGCCAAAAACUUGUGAAACAAUACUGUACUUCGCUUUGCACACUAUUUGUCAAUAAAAUCUAUGGAUGGUUCAAUGGUAUUGCUAUAUAUAUUC